Molecule: messenger RNA, 8100 nt
Organism: Pteronotus mesoamericanus
Lineage: Eukaryota; Metazoa; Chordata; Mammalia; Chiroptera; Mormoopidae
Gene: F5
Product: coagulation factor V
Exons: 26
Coding region: 116-6763 (2215 amino acids)
Biological process (GO): blood coagulation
Cellular component (GO): plasma membrane
Molecular function (GO): copper ion binding; signaling receptor activity
Source: RefSeq, a predicted model, not a curated record
CUCCCCGAGCUUACUGCAGCUGGGACAGCAGACACACGCGGGCCGCGGCACAACCGGAGCCUGAGGCUCUGCCCAGGUCCUGGGGGUAGUGGCGGGUGGGAGCAGGAAAGGCACCAUGUCGCCAGGCUGCCCACGCCUCUGGGUCCUGGUCGUCCUGGGCUCUAGCUGGGCGGGCUGGGGGAGCACGGGGGCUGAAGCCGCGCGGCUGAGGCAGUUCUAUGUGGCUGCUCAGGGCAUCAGCUGGAACUACCACCCUGAGCUCACAAACCACAGUUCAACUCUUUAUGCAACUUCCUUUAAGAAGAUUGUCUACAGAGAGUACGAAGCAUAUUUUCAGAAAGAAAAACCACGAUCUAGAACUUCAGGACUUCUGGGGCCUACUUUAUAUGCUGAAGUUGGAGACACCAUGAGAGUUCACUUCAAAAAUAAGGCAGACAAGCCCUUAAGCAUCCAUCCUCAGGGAAUUAAGUACAAUAAAUUCUCAGAAGGUGCUUCCUACGCUGACCACACAUUCCCUGCCGAGAAGAUGGAUGACGCUGUGGCUCCAGGCCACGAAUAUACCUACGAGUGGACCAUCAGCGAGGACAGUGGGCCCACACGCGAUGACCCGCCAUGCCUCACAUACAUCUACUACUCCUAUGAGAAUCUGAUACAGGACUUCAACUCUGGGCUGAUUGGCCCUCUGCUUAUUUGUAAGAAAGGCACCCUAAGUGAGGACGGGAUGCAGAAGAUGUUCGACAAGCAGCAUGUGCUGAUGUUUGCUGUGUUUGAUGAAAGCAAGAGCUGGAGCCGGUCGUCGGCCGUCAUGUACACGGUCAACGGCUACGUGAACGGGACCAUGCCAGAUAUAACAGUCUGUGCCCAUGACCAAGUCAGCUGGCAUCUGAUUGCAAUGAGCUCCAGACCAGAACUGUUCUCCAUUCACUUCAAUGGCCAGGUGCUGGAGCAGAACCAUCACAAGAUCUCAGCCAUAACCCUCGUCAGCGCUACAUCCACUACUGCAAACAUGACUAUGGGCCCCGGGGGAAGGUGGACCGUAUCUUCUCUCACCCCUAAACAUUUUCAAGCUGGGAUGCAGGCUUCUGUAGACAUUAAAAACUGCCCAAAGAAAACCAGGAGUCCUAAGACGCUAACUCGUGAGCAGAGGCGGCACAUGAAGAGGUGGGAAUACUUCAUUGCUGCGGAGGAAGUCAUCUGGGACUAUGCACCUGUCAUACCAGCCAACAUGGACAAAAAAUACAGAUCUCUGCAUUUGGAUAAUUUCUCGAACCAAAUUGGAAAACAUUAUAAGAAGGUUGUCUACAGACAGUACGAAGAUGAGUCCUUCACCAAACACCUGGACGAUUCCGACGGCAAACACAACGGGAUCCUGGGCCCUGUUAUCAGAGCCCAGGUCAGAGACACGCUCAAAAUCGUGUUCAAAAAUAUGGCCAGCCGCGCCUACAGCAUUUACCCUCAUGGAGUGACCUUCUCCCCUGUCGAAGAUGAAGGCAACUCUUCCUCCACCUCAGGCAGUAACACCAUGAUCAAAGCAGUUCAACCAGGGGAAACCUAUACCUACAAAUGGAACAUCCUAGAGUCUGAUGAGCCCACAGAUAAUGAUGCCCAGUGCUUAACGAGGCCGUACUACAGCGAUGUGGAUGUCACAAGGGACAUUGCCUCUGGGCUGAUAGGACUACUUCUAAUUUGUAAGAGCAGAUCCCUGGACAAGCGAGGCAUACAGAGGACAGCAGACACAGAACAGCAGGCAGUGUUUGCUGUGUUUGACGAGAACAAGAGCUGGUACAUCGAGGACAACAUCAACAAGUUUUGUGAGAAUCCCGAGAAGGUCAACCGCGAUGACCCCAAGUUUUAUGAAUCAAAUAUCAUGAGCACCAUCAAUGGCUACGUGCCUGAGAGCAUACCCACGCUAGGGUUUUGCUUUGACGACACCGUCCAGUGGCACUUCUGCAGCGUGGGAACCCAGGAUGACGUUUUGACCAUCCACUUCACUGGGCACUCCUUCAUCUAUGGAAAGAGGCAUGAGGACACCUUGCCCCUCUUCCCCAUGAGCGGGGAAUCUGUGACGGUCACCAUGGAUAAUGUUGGAACUUGGAUAUUAACUACCAUGAAUUCUAGUCCAAGAAGUGAACACCUGCGGCUGAGAUUCAGGGAUGUUAAGUGUAUACGGCCUGAUGAUGAGUAUGACUAUGAAAUAUUUGAACUUCCAGCAUCAGCAGCCAUGACUACACGGAAAAUGCGCGAUUUUCCAGAAGACCAAGGUAUAGAGAUUGACGUUGACGAUGAACAGGACAGAUUGGCUUUAGCACUUGGAAUUAGGUCACUCAGAAAUUCAUCCCUGAAUCAGCAGGAAAAUGAGUUCAAUCUUACUGCCCUGGCCCUAGACAACAGCUCUGAACUCCCACCUCCAAAUAUCGAUACAGCUGUCGGUUCAAAUUCCUCUUCCCCAAGUAAUGUUAGCAGGCUCGUUGCCAAUAACCUUGCAGAAACUUACAAAACCCCUCCUGAAACCACCACUGCUGGUCCCCAAGUGGGACACAGCUCAGAAGAGGACUCAGAUCUCAGCCCCCCUACAGCAGAGCACCCCAGCCCUUGCUCUGAGGGCCCUCCAGAGGGUCCUCUACAGUCCACCGUCACAGAGGUAAGCCUGCUUCCUCUUGGUGCAGAAGGAUUUAGAAGUCAAGGACAUGCUAAACCUGAGGGAUUCGGGGCAGGGAGGGACAGACAAGCCGUGCACACAUUCUCCCAGACGGAAGUUCUAGUGCAUAAAACUGGGAGACAUUCAGGCCAAGGCAGCUCUUCUUCCAGAACGGGGUCCUGGGAGGACCUUCCCAGUGAUCUGUUACUCUUGAAACAAGAGACUCCAUCUAAGAUUUUGAAUGGGAAAUGGCAUUUGGUUUCUGAAAAGGGUAGUUAUGAGGUAGUCCCAGAGGCUGAUAAAGACAGGGCUGUUAAUAACCUGCGGCCCAGCCCCCAGAACGCAUCAGGGACCUGGGUGGGGAGCACCCCUCUUCCAAACAAGCAUGGAAAGCUGACAGGCCACCCAAAGUUUUCUGGAAUUAGACGUAAAUAUCCACAAGUCAGACAAGAUGGAGGAAAGAGCAGAUCGAAGAACAGCACUGCUUUAAUUCGGACACGAAGAAGGAAGUUUGCACACCGUUUUCUUUUCUCUCCAAGGAGCUUUCACCCGCUAAAAGGAGAGGCCAACAGCACAUUUCCAGACUCACAUCACAAGUCCAAUGAAACGUCUCUCCCCACAAACCUCAGCCAGGCAUUCUCCUCUACAAACCUUAGCCUCAAUGCCUCACUUCCUGACCGUCACUGGAAUCUCCCAAACAACACUGGUCAGACAAGCUUCUUGCUGGAUAUUUAUCAGACAGUGCCCCCAGAAGGGCGCUACCAAAUGUUCCCUCUUCAAGACUCUGACCAAAUGCACUUCACUGCAAACCCCAGUCACAAACCUUCUCCAGAGCCUGGCCAGGUGUUCAACCAUGAUCUAAGCACUCAGUCCUUCCCUACUGACACUGGACAAAUGUUCCCUUCCUUAGAGCCCGAAGUCUGGUGGACAACCAUUUCUCCAGACCUGAGUCAACCACCCCUCACUCCAGAAUCCAGUCAGACAAACCUUUCCCCAGAGGUCAGCCUGAAGACUCUCUCUCCAGACCUCAACCAGAUAACCCUCUCCCCGGACCUCGGCCAGGAAGCCACCUCCCCGGACCUCGGCCGGGGGUCCCUCACCCCGGACCUCGGCCAGGUGACCCUCCCCCCGGACCUCGGCCAGGAGGCCGUCUCCCCGGACCUCGGCCAGGGGACCCUCCCCCCGGACCUCGGCCAGGAGGCCGUCUCCCCGGACCUCGGCCAGGGCACCCUCCCCCCGGACCUCGGCCAGGAGGCCGUCUCCCCGGACCUCGGCCAGGGCACCCUCCCCCCGGACCUCGGCCAGGAGGCCGUCUCCCCGGACCUCGGCCAGGGGACCCUCCCCCCGGACCUCGGCCAGGAGGCCGUCUCCCCGGACCUCGGCCAGGGCACCCUCCCCCCGGACCUCGGCCAGGAGGCCGUCUCCCCGGACCUCGGCCAGGGGACCCUCCCCCCGGACCUGGGCCAGGAGGCCGUCUCCCCGGACCUCGGCCAGGGCACCCUCCCCCCGGACCUCGGCCAGGAGGCCGUCUCCCCGGACCUCGGCCAGGGCACCCUCCCCCCGGACCUCGGCCAGGAGGCCGUCUCCCCGGACCUCGGCCAGGGGACCCUCCCCCCGGACCUCGGCCAGGGGUCUCUCCCCCCGGACCUCGGCCAGGAGGCCGUCUCCCCAGACCUCGGCCAGGGGACCCUCUCCCCGGACCUCGGCCAGGGGACCCUCUCCCCGGACCUCGGCCAGGGGUCUCUCUCCCCGGACCUCGGCCAGGGGACCCUCUCCCCGGACCUCGGCCAGGGGACCCUCUCCCCGGACCUCAGCCAGACAACCCUUCCUCCUGCUCUCAGGCAAACAUCACCUCCUCUAGACCUUGAUCAGAUAUCCUACACUUCUGAAUCUAAUCAGACUUUACCUUAUUCAGACCUUGGUCAGAUGCCAGCUCCUCAACCGUCUCCUCCACUAAAUGACACUUUUAUAAGAAAGGAAUUUAAUGUACCAGUUGUGCUUGGCUUCAGUGGAGAUGAUGGAGAUUACAUCGAGAUCAUACCGGGCGGGAAUGAAAAGAGCAGUGAGGAAGAAUUGCAUGAAUAUGAUCACGUAGCCUACGAUGACCCUUACCAAACCGAUGUGCGGACAGAUGUGAACUCCUCCAGAAACCCUGACAGCAUCGCAGAGUGGUACCUCCGCAGCAACAAUGGAAACAGGAAAUACUAUUAUAUAGCUGCUGAAGAAAUAUCCUGGGAUUAUUCAAAAUCCGCACAAAGUAAAAUGGAUAACGGUGAUGUUCCAGGAGGCACCACAUACAAGAAAGUAGUUUUUCGAAAGUAUUUCGAUAGCACUUUCACCAAUCGCGACCCCCGGGGGGAGUAUGAAGAGCACCUUGGCAUCCUUGGCCCUGUUAUUAGAGCUGAAGUGGAUGAUGUUAUCCAGGUUCAUUUUAAAAAUUUAGCAUCCAGACCAUACUCUCUUCAUGCCCAUGGGCUUGCCUAUGAAAAAUCAUCAGAGGGAAAGACUUACGAAGAUGAAUCUCCCGAAUGGUUCAAGGAAGACAACGCUAUUCAGCCAAACAGGAGUUACACAUACGUUUGGCACGCCACUGGGAGAUCGGGGCCAGAAAACCCCGGCUCCGCCUGUCGGGCGUGGGCCUACUACUCUGCAGUGAACCCGGAAAAAGACAUCCAUUCGGGCUUGAUAGGUCCCCUUCUGAUCUGCCGAAAAGGAACACUUCAUAAGGAGAGCAAGAUGCCUAUGGACAUGAGAGAGUUUGUCUUACUCUUUAUGGUCUUUGAUGAAAAGAAGAGCUGGUAUUAUGACAGGAAACUCCAAAGGUCCUGGAGACACACAUCCUCUGAAGUCAAACACUCCCAUCAGUUUCAUGCCAUCAACGGGAUGAUCUACAACUUGCCCGGCCUGAUAAUGUACGAGCAGGAGUGGGUGAGGUUGCACCUGCUGAACUUGGGUGGCUCCCGAGACAUCCACGUGGUCCACUUCCAUGGCCAGACAUUGCUGGAAAAUGGCACUCAACAGCACCAGUUAGGGGUCUGGCCCCUUCUUCCUGGUUCAUUUAAAACUCUUGAAAUGAAGGCAUCAACGCCUGGCUGGUGGCUCCUAGACACAGAGGUUGGAGAAAACCAAAGAGCAGGGAUGCAAACGCGAUUUAUCAUCAUAGACAGAGAAUGUAAGAUGCCAAUGGGGCUGAGUACAGGCAUCGUAGCGGACAGACAGAUCAAGGCGCCUGAGUUUCUGGAUCAUUGGGAGCCCAAAUUAGCAAGAUUAAACAAUGGUGGAUCAUACAAUGCUUGGAUGACAGCAAAAAUGACAGAAUUUGACUCUAAACCUUGGAUCCAGGUGGACAUGGAACGGGAAGUCCUGUUCACAGGGAUCCAGUCCCAAGGUGCCAAACACUACCUGAAGUCCUACUACGUCACUGAGUUCCAAGUGGCUUACAGCUCCGACCAGACCAACUGGCGGAUUUUCAAAGGGAACAGCACAAAGCACGUGAUGUAUUUUGAUGGCAAUUCAGACUCCUCCACAGUAAAAGAAAACCAGUUUGACCCACCAAUCAUGGCUCGCUACGUCCGGGUCUACCCAACGCGAUCCUACAACAAGCCUGCUCUCCGGCUGGAGCUGCAGGGCUGUGAGACUAACGGAUGCUCCACACCGCUGGGUAUGGAAAGCGGAAAGAUAGAAAACUCGCAGAUCACAGCUUCCUCGUUUAAGAAGUCUUGGUGGGGAGGUACCUGGGAACCCUCCCUUGGCCGUCUGAAUGCCCAGGGCCGUGUGAAUGCCUGGCAAGCCAAGGCAAACAACAACAAACAAUGGUUACAAGUUGAUCUGCUCAAAAUCAAGAAGAUAACCGCGAUCGUCACCCAGGGUUGCAAGUCCUUCUCCACUGAAAUGUACGUGAAGAGCUAUGCCAUCUACUACAGCGACCAGGGCGAGGAAUGGAAGCCCUACAGGCAGAAGUCCUCCAUGGUGGACAAGAUUUUUGAAGGAAACAGUAAUAUCAAAGGACAUGUGAAGAACUUUUUCAACCCACCAAUCAUUUCCAGAUUUAUCCGUAUCAUUCCGAAAACGUGGAAUCAAAGUAUUGCACUUCGCCUGGAACUCUUCGGCUGUGAUAUUAACUAGACUUGAAUGUUCAGAGACAGGAAGGACUCUUAAAGAUAUCAAGCUAUUUUGAGUAGGCAUUGUAUUUUAUAGCUAUGUUAAAUUCUCUAUUAGAGAAUACAGUUUUAUGUAUGAAACUUUUAUAAUGUAACUCCUUGCUACCUUUAAGUGAGAUGAUGGCUAUUAUUUUUGCAUUAUUUUGAAUAUAAGUGGGAAAAUAUCAAGAACCAAUAAGAAAAUGGCUUAUCUUUCACAAUGAUUAAUAUGCUAUAUAAAGUAAUAUUCAUAUAGUUAACAUGCUUCACGAUAGUUCUUUUAAACCAUAAACACAUCUUUUAAAACAUAAACACAUUAAUAAAAGAGAUGUUUCUUAAAACCAUUUCUAGACCUGGGUAACUGUUACUCCGAUUUUUUUUUUCAAAAAAGAAAUUAUGAUUUAAAAGUAAAGGAAACAAACAAGAUUUUUAAGUGGUUGACUGUUCUUGCCAGUGGAGACAAAAGAAAUCUUAUCAUAUGAAAGGAUAAGUGUUUACACUACCCUGUCUUAGCUACACGACAGUGAUUUUCUGACCAUCCAUGAGAAAAAGCACAAGCAAGAAUAUUUUCAGAGGUCCCACUGGCCUCAUAAACCUGACUGGUCUUGCUUGGGAUGGAUGACACAAUAUUGAUGUUCAGUAUUAGGGGUCAUUAGACGCAGAGCAGAAUCCAAAUAACCAUGGGAGAACGGCACACAGAACCUUGGCUUCACUCGAGCUCACACUACUUGGCACACUGUUCCAAAACACAGGUCGCCUGGGGGAAAGCUGGUGACUGCGAAGCCAGCGCGGGGGCUGUUGUCCCAAACGCAGCUGUGCUGGCCAGGAGGGGCCCCUGGCCAGCUGACUGCUCUGUGGUCACUCUCCUGAAAUUCCCCUUAAUAAUUUCCAACAGUGAGUCUAGCAUAUGCAAUUUGCUAAAGGCUCCACAAAUUACGCAGCUGGUCCUGGGUCCCUCUCCUGCAGAAAUGUGCAGGAUCUCUUCCGAUCCACAGAGAUAUAAUAGAAGCAAGAAAACAUGCCACGUACGAGGGAGGGGAAGAGAUGAGCAUGGAGCAUGAGGUCCAACUUCAUCACCCAGUAUAGCAAAAAAUAAGGCCACAAAGGUUCAACAACCUGCCUGAGGCUAUUGCUUGUUCUCAUCAGAGCCGAAACCAGAAGCAAGGUGAUUAGACGCCCAGCUUCUCCUUCCCACCUGGUUUCUCUUUUCACAAAAUGGAAAUUACAAUGAUUAUGAUUCAUCCUCCCCAAAUAGGUUACCAUGAACAUUAAUUAUAAGAACUAUUAAUCGAUCUUAAAAUUACUUGUUCGGGGCUCAAGGAA